AAUGAUAAAGAUAAAUUAAAAUGUAUUAGUUCUAAAGUGAGGCAUUGAAAGGCUAAAAUGCAGAUUCAAUGAAGAACUAAGAAUAAAUAAAAGUAAUUGAUUGCUAUACAUGUUUAUGUAGAAACCGGUUGGGACUUCAUAAAUAAUAAUGAUGCCAAACUUCCUUAAAGUUACAGAAAAAGUACAAUUUUGGAAUCUUUUCAGUUUGGGAUGCAUUGUGGUACAGUGGUCAGUUCUCUCGUCUGAAAACUUGCUUCACAGGUUCAUCUUUGUCUCGAAAUGGCUCCUAGGUGUGCAUGUGAGUAUGUGGUUGUGUGUCUCUGCUACAGAAUGGGGAUCUGAUCAGGGUGUACUCCGCCUUUGCCCAAGAAGUAGGUUGGAUGGAUUCAACAGGUUCUAAAAUUGGAUUGAAAGAAUAUUUUUUUUGAAACAUCCACAGUUUGGCAGCUGCAACAAAUGCUUUUUAACCAGUUGUUUCCUCGUUUGUGGUUAAAGUUUGUUAUUUUGCUUUACCUUUCAAACACUUAAGCAACUUCUUUCUGUACUAACACUAUAAGUUUGUUUGUACUUCUCCUGUCUAAAAAACCCUAAAGAAAACUCAGAGUUUUUUUUAGGCUAGAGCCAUUAAAAUUUUCAUAUAGAAAAAAAAAAUCCUAAUUAUUUUGUGUUCUUCUAACAGAAAUGGAGGGAAGUACAGCCAACAGCUCUGAUUUUCUGGACUCCAACUUUCGCUACAUGCUGUUCUCUGUUGUUUACAGCAUCUUCUUUGUUGUGGGCUUAUUGGCUAAUGUGUAUGUGCUGUUUAUCCUCCAAUGCCUGCGUAAAGUAAAGGGCAUGGGAGAGAUUGGCAUCUACAUGACCAACCUGACCAUUGCGGAUCUACUUUUUGUGUGUGCCCUUCCCUUCUGGAUCGGUUACUAUAGCCGUGGAGGCCACUGGAUUUACGAGGAAUUCCUGUGUCGGCUGACGGGUUCAUUCUUUUUCAUCAACACCUAUGGCACCAUCCUCUUUCUGGGAGCCAUCAGUCUGAACAGAUACUGGGCAGUGACUCAGCCUCUGAAUGCAGCGGCUUGGAACCACGGACGUCGCGGGAUCAUUGUGUCUGUUCUGAUCUGGCUGUGCCUGGUGUCUUCGGCCAUUCCAUCCCUGCCAUCAGAGGGGACGCAGACUGAUAAAGACAACCUGACACGAUGCUUUGAAGGCUACCACAAUGAAACGGACACAGUGAAGCGGAAGGUUGCUGUUACUCAUUUUUUAAUCAUUGGGUUGUUUUUCGUUGUUUUUUUCCUUGUCAUGGUGUGCAACCUCCUCAUUGCACGAGCCUUACUCUCUCAAAAGCCUCCUCAAAUAGAGAUACAAGGGAACAAACAGAGAGGGGUCAAACAACGAGCCUUGCAGAUGCUGCUGGCAGUGGUGGGUGUGUUUGUUCUGUGUUUCCUGCCUCACCAUGUAGUCCAAGCCCCCUGGGUGCUGGCGAUGCUUAAGAUCACAAAAGGAUGGGGCCAUGUGGACUGGGACCAAAACACCCUUCAAACUUUAAAUGAUGCCCAUCAGAUCACAUUGGUUCUAAUGGGCCUCAACUGCAUUUUGGAUCCUGUGGUAUAUUAUUUUGCCCCAAUAAAGUUCAGGACCUUUAUUAUGGCACACCUAAAGAAGGUAGUAAAGGGAGAAGGGUGCUCCAACACACUCAACACACAAGAACUCUGUGGACGGAAGAAAUCACAGUCACAGACUGCAUAGUGUUCAACUGCAGCCCACCUCAGAACAACCUGACCAUUGGUGAUGGGAGUAGAGAAAAUGGAAUUUAGAUACAUUUGGUUGAUGCAACACAGCUCACCAAGUAAAGUUCUUAAUUUCUUAUAUUCUCUUUUUUUAUGUUCUUUAUCUUUAGGUUAAUUGAUUUCUAAGGGGUUCAAAAAUGCUCUGAAGCAUAAAACUCUUUUGUUGUUUGCCAAAAAGUUAAAUACAGACUUUUUCUGUUUUCAAGAGUCCCACUCUUCAAAAGAGGAUGAAAGCUUUUGGAGAUCCCAAUGGGGAUAAUAACAUAGUCCUUUCUCAUGGAAGUGAGCACUCAGCUGGCACUUCUACAUGUCAUGGUACCUCCGGGAGUCCUCCCCCUCUCCCCUCUGCUUCCUUUCACAGAUUGAACCCAGCUGUUGGCACUUGCCCCAUUUCCAGUCCAGUAUUUAUGGUGGCCUUGUUCCGGUAUUCAUCGCCAGUUUGUUGACCUCUAUGAACUUCACUUCCUCAAGUGCCAACCUGGGUUCAGUCUCAAGCUCCCCACUUUCAAAUCAACCUUGCCUGCCAAAGCCUCCAGCCACGGCACGACUCUGCUACAAGCCACGGCACGACCACUCUCUUCACCAAGCCACGUUAUUCCUAGCUCCAAGUGCCAUCAUCCACUGUCUCAAAGACUCUGCUCAAUCUCACCCAAGAAAAACAUCUUAGAUCAUCGUCUAGCAGACCUCCUCUCUGGUGACGAUUCCACGGACUCAUCGCCAACAUCUGUGUACAAAAUAAAAACUGUCAAGUC
This is a messenger RNA of Oryzias latipes (Japanese medaka), 2533 nucleotides long. RefSeq names its product platelet-activating factor receptor (gene ptafr). Gene Ontology annotation, molecular function: platelet activating factor receptor activity; G protein-coupled purinergic nucleotide receptor activity. NCBI's taxonomy places the organism in Eukaryota, Metazoa, Chordata, Actinopteri, Beloniformes, Adrianichthyidae. Gene Ontology annotation, cellular component: membrane. Gene Ontology annotation, biological process: G protein-coupled receptor signaling pathway; chemotaxis. The record is from RefSeq and is a predicted model, not a curated record.